Molecule: messenger RNA, 473 nt
Organism: Drosophila busckii
Lineage: Eukaryota; Metazoa; Arthropoda; Insecta; Diptera; Drosophilidae
Product: probable peptidyl-tRNA hydrolase 2
Exons: 1
Coding region: 5-397 (130 amino acids)
Cellular component (GO): cytosol; mitochondrion
Molecular function (GO): peptidyl-tRNA hydrolase activity
Source: RefSeq, a predicted model, not a curated record
UAAGAUGUUUAAGCAGCUGAGCACCAGUUUGAUAAAGCCAACAAAGCUAGCGCUUGUAGUGCGCGCUGACCUAAAGAUGAGCAAAGGCAAAACGGCAGCACAAUGUGCCCAUGCGGCGGUUAUGUGUUAUCAAACAGCGUCGGUGGGUGGCGAUGCGCAAUCUGCGGCGCUGCAGCGUUGGUGCCGCAUGGGACAGCCUAAAAUUGUUCUACGCGUGGACACCUACUAUGAAUUGAUUGAACUGCAAACGCUCGCAAAUCAGGCACAAGUGGUGGCAGCUCUGGUAAGGGACGCAGGACGUACACAAAUAGAAGCUGGCACUGCCACUGUGCUAGGCUUAGGCCCAGCGACGUCGGAUGAGGUGAACAAACUGGUGGCUCAUUUGAAACUUUUGUAAACGUGUACCUUGCAUUUAAUAUUUUUUAAUUAAUAAAUGUUAUUACUUAGCCUAUAAAACAAACAACAACAAAUUA